Molecule: messenger RNA, 3055 nt
Organism: Pieris brassicae (large cabbage white)
Lineage: Eukaryota; Metazoa; Arthropoda; Insecta; Lepidoptera; Pieridae
Product: dual specificity protein phosphatase 22-like
Exons: 9
Coding region: 349-1350 (333 amino acids)
Biological process (GO): protein dephosphorylation
Cellular component (GO): cytosol
Molecular function (GO): protein tyrosine/serine/threonine phosphatase activity
Source: RefSeq, a predicted model, not a curated record
UCAGUGGCGCGCCGCCCGCAAACAUGAUCGCAUGUAUUUUACUUUCCUAACAAAACGUGACUUUAAUUACAACGAAACGAAAAAUACGAUCAAUACACAUUCAGUGAAAACAAACCUGUUCUUGCAUCGAUAUAAUUACUACUUGUGGUAGCUUAAAUAUAGGAAUCAAUCAAUCCGUCAAUAAAAUCACACCACCGGUGUCAACAAUGUAGCCAUAGUGAUAUAAAUGUUGACUAGUUGACAGUUUAAAAUAAAAAUAUGUAAUAUUUUUCAAUGUUAUAACUGUAGGACUAGGAGAUAUUGCCGACAAUAAGUUUAAUUUAUAUGGUUGGUUAAGAAAAAUCCAAAAUGGGAAAUGGAAUGAAUAAGGUGCUGCCAGGGCUUUACGUGGGUAAUUAUCGAGACUCAAAGGAUCCCGUACAAUUAGAUAAAUAUAAAAUAACGCACAUACUGUCCAUCCACGACGCCGCACGAAGGAUACAUUCGGAUAAGCACUAUUUAUGUAUAAUGGCAUCUGAUUCACCAGAUCAGAAUUUAACACAGUACUUUAGUUUGUGCAACGACUUCAUACAUGCGGCGAGGCUUCGUGAUGGGAAUGUCCUAAUACAUUGUUUAGCUGGUAUGUCACGUAGCGUGACAGUGGCUGUUGCAUAUAUAAUGUCGGUGACGCCGCUGACGUGGCGGGAAGCGCUGAAGGUGGUCAGAGCUGGUCGCGCCGUCGCUAAUCCUAACCUGGGCUUCCAGAGGCAGUUGCAAGACUUUGAAACUUAUAAACUAGUUGAAGAAAGACGAAGAUUAAAAGAACGAUACCCGUCCUUAGCACUUGCUGAUCGGGAUCUCGCAGAAUGUCGUGUGAUGCUCGACUCCUAUCAAACAAUGCUCAAUCAGAGGACAAUUUGUGAGGGCAAGUGCGCAAUGGGCAGACAGUGCCCAACAGGUGUAUGUAGAACAGGAUCCAAGAGGCAGCCGAGGCCACGUCGUCCGUCCACUUCUUCUGGGGAAUCACCAGGGCUAAAGCGUUCUCCUUCAACACUAUCAACGGCUUCUACUGCCUCGGGAUAUCGUCCCCGGUCUUCACCGGCUGGUCUUUAUAGUUACACAGGCACGCCUUCACGACCCACCCGCUCAGCGUCUGGACUCAGCAUCACACGUAUCACGGAUCCCGUGGGAGGAGGCACUGCCAUGGCAGUUGGUGGCACGGAGUAUUCUAGACGCAGAGCUGCCUCUGCACCAGCGACACCAGCUUUAUCACCAGCUUCAUCACCUCCUGGAUCACCGCACAGAACAUCGCACAGACCUGGAUGUGCAUGGACCAUACCGAAUUUGCAUUGGGAUCCAGAAUCUAUGUGAUCAUCAUUCAAAAACCACCAUUCAUCAGAUCUCGGGCGCUUCAAAGGUGUUCGUAGCAUCGCACCAUUCGAGUUACAAUCCGGCCAUUAUCCUAUUAAACUAGCACAAACGUCGAUAGCUUUGAUAUACCAUAAAACAUGUGGACAAAGCCACCCGUGGCUUAAUAAAGAUACGGCGACGAAGAUUUAAAAGAUUGUUAUCUGUUGUUGUUGAAUCCAGUAUUGCGGAUGUUGUUAUGGACUGUGGUCUAAAGUUGAUAAUGAAAUAAUAUGACAAACACACUAUUGCUACUUGCGCUGCCGGAUUUAUUCUCUCUGCUUUAUAACUUGCCUAGGAUGUUACCGGGUUGGUCAUUAAGUUGAGAUGUCGAUUGGAAAUUUGAUUUGACAUAGUUUUAAAGAUGAGUCCACUUAAUAUCAGCCUCAUGCUCGAUGCCAGUGGCCGUAAGAACUAUUAUGAUACUUCCGCUGCUGCAUCGUUAUUUGAGCAAUGAAUGGCUUGUGCAGAUCGAAAAUAAGAGGUGGCUAACGCAACAGCGCCCACUUUUGUCCAGGGCCUUGAGACAAAAUCACUUUUUGUCAGGCGGGAAUGAAUAAAUUUGUAUGGUAAUGAUAUUAGCUCACGCUCUGUCACGUGACCAUUUCAAUAUAAAUUCGUUUAGUGUUAGUGGGUCACGUCUGACGAAAAGUGAUUUUAUCUCAAGCCCCCUGUAUGGAGUUUAGCCAAGACCUACCGCACCGUAAACUAUUAUAAGUUAUCUACUAAUUUCUUAGUAGAUAAGUUUAAAUAGUUUACGAUACAGAAAUAAAUUCACAUGAACAAACAUCAAUUGUUAAAUUAUGAGCGCAACUUGCGCAGAAAACUGGUCCUAAACUUCAGAGCGCAGGAAAGUCUGAUUGCUCAUCUCUACAUACUUAAUAUAUAUCAUACUUCAACUACUGUUCGCGCAACAGUAGAAAAUCCUGCAAAAUAUUUCUAAAUAUAUGCUUUAUUUAAUAGCAUUAGAUUUGCAAAACUAUACUGUAUGUUAAGCUAGUAAGAAAGGCUAGUGAUCCUUAAAUAGGUGAAUGCUGAAAUUUGUUCCUAUCACUUUCGCGAUAUGACGCUCAGUUAAGCACUCAAUCUUAGAGUUAAUCAUAAUUAUCUAACUUUUGAAAAUACACGUUAGUUUCUGAAUUCAAAUUAACGAUGUGUCCAUUAGUAACGCUUUAUUAAUAUACGAAUAAAGGUCUUUAGGUCAAACCAAAUAUAUAUUGCCAUAGCUGCAAAACACGAGCCUCAAAUACCGCGGCCAUUAUGCGUCUCAAAUAACAAUCUAGUAUUCUGUUUCGUCAUUAAUAUCUUUAAUCUUCUCUAUCUUGUAGGUUCCUCUAAUGUAAAUAAUAUUCAAUGCAAUUUCCAAUUCUUAGUGUUUUAAACGAAAUGUUAUCCUAAUAGGUAAUUAUUUUUGUACUAUCAUGUCUUUGCUCAAAAAUAGUUUGACUUUUCUAAUUAGUACAUGUUUCGCUUUGUUUAAAUUUCUAUUUGAUUGCUGUAAGUUGUUCAUAAAUAUUUUUAACAUUGCUCAUAAAUUAUACCGAACCAAAAACGUUUUAAAGUCUGUACGGGAAGAAAAUCGUCGUAUGCAAACAGUUAUUGUUAAAAAAUGCUAUGCCUGCCUAUAAUGCAUUUUUUAAAUUUUUCAUAAUGCAUUUGCGACCAAAAA